Trichomycterus rosablanca is the source of this 2765-nucleotide messenger RNA. RefSeq lists its product as uncharacterized. The transcript has 10 exons. The record is from RefSeq and is a predicted model, not a curated record. Lineage: Eukaryota; Metazoa; Chordata; Actinopteri; Siluriformes; Trichomycteridae. Bases 681 to 2054 code for a protein of 457 amino acids.
CAGGCCAGAACUGGGCCAUUAUUGGCCCGAUAAUGAUUGUUCUGGCUAGCAGGUGGUUAAGUGCUGGCAUAUUGCUGGCAGUCAUGGCUGGGAUCCGGGCAGCCGUAUACGGGCCACAAUCUAACCGUCAUUCAUUUUGACACCGGGCCAGAUCCGGCUGCCGGAUGUGGGCCGACACAAAAAGUUCCGGCAUGCCGGAUAUGGCCCAGAACUGGGCCAUACAUUUUUUGCUAGCUGGGAAGUGGAGGGGUAACAAGCCCUCUUUCCUUUGCUUCAUGAAUGAAUUUAAAUCAUACUAUUCUGUAUUAAAUAGAUUGAAAAACUGGAAAACUGCUAGAAUCAUCUCACAUCAGAUCUCUAAAAACUUACUGUUUUAAGUUUCUCAUUGUAUUACUGUAUGGCUUUUCCUCUGUUAAUAAUAAUAAUUAUUAUUAUUAUGUUGCGCCCCCUAGAUUGUAAUUUAUAGGUAUGACAUCCUCCACGAGAAUUUGUAUUCUUUUGUAUUGUUCUGUAUGUUAUGUUGUUUAAAAUAAAAUUGAUAUAAAAAAAAAAAAAAAAAAAAAAAAAAAAAAAGAGCAAAACCAGCGGGAGGUGAACACGCCCACCACUUUCUUUCCCACAACGAAGCACCCAGUAGCCAACAGCGUGGUUAUUGGAUCCAUCUGCAUCUUUAGUUCUGCAUGUUUACAAAACUGGAUCUGUAUGGGCAGCCUACAAUGAAGACAAUAUUACAUGUGAUAGUGUUUGUUGUGCUUCAUGUUCAUCCAACAGUUACCAAGAUGGUGCAGUGCUAUGCUACUUUCUCCUCAACAAAUGGACAAUGCAGUGAUGUUUUGGGUCAAGUUUCACUGGAUGACUGCUGCAUGAACCUGAAGUAUGGUUAUCAAGACGAAAGCAAUGAGUGCAAGUCUUGUAGGUUUGCCUUAUGGACAGAGUGGUCCUCAUGGAGUUCUUGCACAGUUACAUGUUCUGACGGAGUGAGGCAGCGACGACGUGCUUGCUAUGGCAUAGGAAUUUGCCCAGACAGUGAGAAACUAGGAAGCAUACAGACUGAACCUUGUGCAGACCAAAGCUGCUGUCCAGAAAACGGAGGAUGGUCUAAUUGGGGUGCAUGGGCGCCAUGCUCUGUCACAUGUGAAAAAGGAGUCAUGUCAAGAAACAGAUUCUGUACCGAGCCUCCCCCUAAGUGCAUGGGAACUUGUGUGGGCAUGAACUUGGAAGCGACAGAUUGUGACACAGGAAUUGUCUGUCCAACGCAUGGAGGCUGGUCUUCUUGGAGUAACUGGGGUCCUUGUGCGGGGACGUGUAAAGUAGAAGGAUUUUUACCACCUGAACAACAGCGGACGAGGACGUGUACAAACCCUCCACCAUCUAUUGAGCCACAAGGCAAUGACUGUCAAGGUUCUAGCACAGACAUUCAGCAAUGCGCAUGGCUCCCGUUUUGCCCAGAGAAUGGAAACUGGGGAGCUUGGUCAUCUUUCUCUCCUUGCUCUGUGACUUGUGGGGUGGGGCGACACACAAAGCAACGCGAAUGCGACAAUCCUGCACCAAAACAUGGUGGCCAGUACUGCAGUGGACAAACCACUGAAAUCAGCCUUUGCACAAUUCAGACUCCCUGCCCAGCGGAUGGUCACUGGGCUGAGUGGGAAGCAUGGACUGCCUGCCGAUCCACCAACUACAAAAAUAUAAAUUGCUUGAACAGAUUUGGAACGCGGAUGCGAAGGCGGAAAUGUGUAGGAUGUGAGUAUGGAGGAAAGUCCUGUCCUGGUGAAAAUUGGCUAAAGAAUAACUGCUAUGAUGUUGAGAAAUGCAAAGUGGGACCUAAAGAACAAAUACCACAAGCAAAAUGGUCUGAAUGGUCUGAUUGGAGUUACUGUCAACCUAAUUGUGGACAAAAUUCAACACAGACAAGGAAGCGGGUGUGUGAACCUGACCGCUCAAAAUACAGCGAGCCAGAUGUAGAAUUAGCAGGCACACUUGCAGGCAAUCUUGUCUGCCUACCUAUGCCAAUAACAGAAGAAACCAAACCAUGCUUUAAUGUUCCAGAGUGUUAAAGCAACUCAACAGAGGACAUGCAUUUAAAAUGCAAUUUGUUUUUAUUUUUAAGUUUAUUGUGACUAAGAUGUAACUAACAAAAAAGAUAAGAUGACACGACAAAUUACAUGCAGCUUUGUUAAGUAAAUCACAAGAAAACAUGCAUGUUUUAUAAAAAAGAUUUCAUGUUUUUCUUGUGCUUCAAUUAGUUUUUUGAAUGAGUAUAUAUAUAUAUAUAUAUAUAUAUAUAUAUAUAUAUAUAUAUAUAUAUAUAUACAGUAUAUAUAUAUAUAUAUAACAUUUCUUUCAUGUUUUAGUACCUUAGUAUGGUAAACUUUUAUAUUGAGCAAAUAUUCAUAAUAAAAUACAUUUUAAAAGUCUGUACAUCUUUUGUAGAGUUUGGUAUACCAUAGGUUGUUUUUUUUUUAGUUUCCAUUAAUUUGUCAAAGAGAUAAGCAAUACAGUCAUAACAUGGUAUAUGCAAUUAUAUAUCUUAUAGUAUCCAUACUAUUUUAUUAAAAAGGAAAGAUUGCUCAUGUUAUAUUCACAUGGUCGAUCCAAUGCAUUCUAAUUUCACUGAUCACAUCGGUUGGAUGGCAAGGCCAUGACACAUGACACGCAAAUCUAGGAGUCACCUCAUUAAUGGGAACAGAAAUGGCGCAUAGGGCUUGUGUUUCCUUAAACUAUUGCCUUUAUAAUGUAUGUUUUAAUAAACAGUGUUUUGCCAGCAA